AUGGUCGCCAAGAUUCUCAACCUGACCAUGCGUGGUUUCCAGUUCAUCUGGGCCCUUCUCAUCAUGUCGCUUGUCGGUAACAUGAUCGCAACUGCAUACUCUGGCAACCCUUCGAUUGUCAACUACGACAUGUUCGUCUCGGUCUUCGGCAUGCUGUCGCUGUUCUACCUCAUUCCUGCAAGCAUCAAGGAGUCAUUCAUGAUCCACCCUCUCCUGGUCGUUGGUCUUGAUGUCCUCAACGCCAUCUUCUACUUCUGUGGUGGUGUCGCUAUGGCCUCCUACCUUGGUGUCCACAGCUGUGGCAACUCUUCUUACACCACCAGCAACUCCAUCACCAACGGAUCUCCCAACACCUCCAAGCGCUGCCACGAGGCCCAGGCUGUCACUGCCUUCCUCUGGUUUGGCUUCGCUGCCCACGUCAUCUCUGCUGUCUGCGCUGGUCUCCAGGGCCGCAACUCUGGUGUCAACAUGCGCGGUGGUGCCGGUGGCAUCCGCAAGGGACCUGCCAUGAGCCAGGUCUAA
Aureobasidium melanogenum CBS 110374 is the source of this 522-nucleotide messenger RNA. RefSeq lists its product as uncharacterized. Lineage: Eukaryota; Fungi; Ascomycota; Dothideomycetes; Dothideales; Saccotheciaceae. Gene Ontology annotation, biological process: protein localization to plasma membrane; eisosome assembly. Gene Ontology annotation, cellular component: plasma membrane; eisosome. The record is from RefSeq and is a predicted model, not a curated record. The transcript is spliced from 3 exons. Bases 1 to 522 code for a protein of 173 amino acids.